GUGGCUGCCGCGGGCCUGGCUCGGCCUCUUCCGCCUAAGCCGUGGGAAUGGAAACAUCUACCCCACGUGCCGGAAGCCAACCCGGCCCCUCGAGCAGCAGCCGCUCGUCCUACGCCCACACGGAGCGCUCGAGGGUGUCCUCGCGAGACGAGCUCGCGGAAAUGGCGGCGUCCAGUCAAGGAAAUUUUGACACCUUGGAUCUUGCAGAACUUGCCAAAAAGCAGCCAUGGUGGCGCAAACUGUUUGGGCAGGAGACAGGGCCUUCAGCUGAAAAGUACAGCGUGGCAACCCAGCUGUUAAUAGGAGGUGUCACUGGGUGGUGCACAGGUUUCAUAUUUCAGAAGGUUGGAAAGUUGGCUGCAACAGCUGUGGGAGGUGGAUUCUUUCUCCUUCAGCUUGCAAAUCAUACUGGAUACAUCAAGGUUGACUGGCAGCGAGUAGAGAAGGACAUGAAGAAAGCCAAGGAACAGCUGAAGAUACGCAAGAGCAAUCAGAUACCCACGGAGGUAAAGAGUAAAGCAGAGGAGGUGGUGUCAUUCGUGAAGAAGAAUGUUCUUGUAACCGGCGGAUUUUUUGGAGGCUUUCUGCUUGGCAUGGCAUCUUAAGGAGGAUGAUUUAGCUUCACCUAUUGCUGCAUUUAUCCAACCAGCAACAUCUUCACUCCAUCCUAGGACAUUGUGUUCUCCUCCUCCUUUUUUCCUGUGCCUUCCUCCCUCCUGGGCAUAUCUCAAUGGCUUCUGCGGGCAGCCAGGCAGCUGCUGGAACAAGCUCACAGGCCCCUGCUGUAGCUUGGUGGCGAUGGAAGAGACUUUAGAUAGACUAGAUAGCUUCCUUUCCCAACACACUCCCCACUUAAAUGACCUGUGGGUCAGCAGGAAGGUUCCUCUCUUCACUGUCAGGUACUCACCAGGACAUGUGAUAGGAUGGCGACUAUGGAUGAUGAUGAGUGGAUCUUUGAAGGUGUCAAACUUGGUUUGGGAAGAACUAACGCACAUAGAUAGAUACCUUAUGUGCAACAUGGAAAGGAACUGAAUACAUUUGCCUUUGAAGA
Molecule: messenger RNA, 1051 nt
Organism: Sorex fumeus (smoky shrew)
Lineage: Eukaryota; Metazoa; Chordata; Mammalia; Eulipotyphla; Soricidae
Gene: FUNDC2
Product: FUN14 domain containing 2
Exons: 5
Coding region: 48-605 (185 amino acids)
Biological process (GO): autophagy of mitochondrion
Cellular component (GO): mitochondrial outer membrane
Source: RefSeq, a predicted model, not a curated record